Messenger RNA from Linum trigynum, 750 nucleotides. Lineage: Eukaryota; Viridiplantae; Streptophyta; Magnoliopsida; Malpighiales; Linaceae. The record is from the annotation of a GenBank genome assembly.
AUGGCCUUCAACAAUGUUCAACUGCAUCUUGUAGCAGUAUUUAGCAAUAAAGGGUUCAGCAGUCCUGCGGCUUAUUCUCGAUACCUUCGCUUGUUUAGAGAUCGUCCCAUCAGUCCCUCCUUCUCAAUUCAGCCUUCUGGCUUUUCAAAUUACUGUCCCGAGGCAGUACGCUUGUUCUAUGUCAACCUCGUUCCGGGUCCUGGAUGCGACCUAGCCUUCUUCACAAAAACUGUGUUCAAUUAUGAUAUCACAGUUACUCCUGCUCUCUUGGCAAACCUUCUCAAUCUUCCUCACACUGGACUUCGGGCAGGCACAUAUGGUGAAUUUGCUGCUCGAGGCUUUCGCUUUGAUGCUGCUCUUGCACGCUACACCCGUGAUAUCGGGGAAUUCUUUCCUUCUCCGCUUGCGGCUGGUCGUUUGCCAGAUGACUUGAAGGUGUUGUACUUCUUCAUUACUCGAUGCUUUCUGCUUCGUGAUCUCUCCUGCACUGAUCUCCUUACUCUGCUGAUCUAUGGAUCUUAUCUAAUGCUAAAGAAGAUAACCAAACUUCUUUAUCAGUUGGGAAUUGAUUUGCGUGAUACGGCCACGCUCUGCAAUGUCUUUGAUGAUCUUCGUCCCCAACAUGUUCUAGCCAAGUUAAAUGUUGAGGUCGUCCCCUUGUGCAGUAAUGACUCAAUCAGCUCUAACUCCGAGUCAGAAGAAGAAGAUAGGAUUUCGGAGUACGAGUCUCCACCAAAAUAUCCCUUCUAG